This is a messenger RNA of Dentiscutata erythropus, 471 nucleotides long. Lineage: Eukaryota; Fungi; Glomeromycota; Glomeromycetes; Diversisporales; Gigasporaceae. The record is from the annotation of a GenBank genome assembly.
AUGCUUACUAUCGUCAAUUCUAUUCCAAAUCAAACUCUAGCAUGCCAUGAAGAAGAAGAUCCAUUAAUACAUAAUUUACCAUCAAUCAAGGAACUAACAAUUAUUCCUGAUCCCUCAAAACCUCACAAAAUUGGCUCGUUCAAAGGCAAUGUAAAAACCAAAAAACCAAUCGAUGCUACUGCAUACUUUUUGGGUUAUGUCAUUGGUUCAAAUGGGAAAGUCUUAACUUUCGCUGGUAAUAAUAUUUGUACUGAUGGAGUAACUAAAUGUCCGACUAAAGAAUAUAAACUUAAUCAGGAAAUUGAUAUAAGUAAUUUACCUAAAAAUUCCAAAAAUUCCACAAUUGUAGCUAUGAUUUUUAAUUCUAAAAAAACUUUAGCUGCUGGAGUCUCUUCUAAUUGCACAUUCUCUAAAUCAAUAAGUAAAGAACUUAAUACUAUAUUUAAAGGUCUUUUAACUGUAACCAACUAA